This is a messenger RNA of Salvelinus sp. IW2-2015, 1514 nucleotides long. The record is from RefSeq and is a predicted model, not a curated record. NCBI's taxonomy places the organism in Eukaryota, Metazoa, Chordata, Actinopteri, Salmoniformes, Salmonidae.
GCCUCGCUGUACUGCGAGCACCCCCUGGAGGCUAGAUACACACCAAGCUCUACUGCAGGCUGGGGGACCUGACGCUGCACAAACUAAAGGAUGCCUAUGACUCGGUGGGCUACUUCCAGCUGGCACUAGCUGCUGCCCUGGAGGACCGUGGAAACCCGCAGGCGCUGUAUGUGGUCUACAUGAAGCUGGCAGAGAUCCAUGCCAACCACAUGCCAGACCCACUGCUCUGCCAGGCUUACAGGGACAGGGCACAGAGCCUGAGGAGGGAACUCUCUGGGCUGGAAGGAGAGACAGAGGAGUGGAGGGAAGGAGAGACAGAGGAGUGGAGAGGAGAGAUGGAUGGCAGAGGAGAGACAGAGACAGAGGGAAGAGAAGAGACGGAGGGGAGAGGAGAAGAGACAGAAGAGAGAGGAGGAGUAACAUGUGAUACAGACCUGGAGAUGAGAAACACAGACAUGGAGGAGACCGAGCCAGAGACUGGAUGCAGUGAGCAUACAGAUACUAUCCCCAAAGAGGCUAUUGACAUGGACAGUGCACAGAGCCUGAGGUUGGAGCRUGCUGGACUACAAGACAUGGAGGGGAGAGACACAGAGGGACAACACACAGGACUUGGAGACAUGGAGAGGGGAGAGACAGAGAUAGGACACCCAGACACCACAGAGAAACAGCAUCCAGUUACCGAAAAGAAAGAAACAGAGACUGAGACUGGAUGUGGUGACUCUAUCGAUGCAGAAGCAAAUUCCAAAGAUGCUAACUGUAAGGAUAGUAGUCACACCAAUGCAGAUAGCCAUGAAGCCGAUUCUGAUGUGUUUAAAGGAGACACAGACACCAGUAACUCAAAUCCAGACAAGCUCCUCCCAGAGGCUACUCACACAGACCAAGACACUGACAGUACAGACACAAGUCCUUAUCAAGCAGACGUUGAAAACACACAGAAUGACUAUACAACAACAAGCAGUGCAUUUGUAGACACUACAAUAACAGAGGACACUGACAGUAUAGACAGAAUACCGUGUGACCCUAACAACACUGAGACUAUGUCAACAGAAACAUGCAUCAAACAUAGCGACUCAACGGCCACAGACACAGAUACAGACACACCCUACAAAGACAGCCCUACAGACAGCAGUCACACAGACACAGAUGCACACAUAGACUCCUCUCAAAGACAGACACAGAGGUAACCCACAAAGACAGCCCUGCAGACAGCAGUCACACAGACACGCAGACAGACAUAGACUCCUCUCAAAGACAGACACAGGAGUAACCCACAAAGACAGCCCUACAGACAGCAGUCACACAGACACAGAUACAGACAUAGACUCCUCUCAAAGACAGACACAGAGGUAACCCACAAAGACAGCCCUACAGACAGCAGCACACACAGACACAGAUACAGACAAUAGACUCCUCUCAAAGACAGACCAAGAGGUAACCCACAAAAGACAGCCCUGCAGACAGCAGUCACACAGACACAGAUACAGACAUAGACUCUCUCAAAGACAGACACAAGA